Neltuma alba is the source of this 2047-nucleotide messenger RNA. RefSeq names its product low-temperature-induced cysteine proteinase. The transcript has 5 exons. Gene Ontology annotation, molecular function: cysteine-type peptidase activity. The record is from RefSeq and is a predicted model, not a curated record. Gene Ontology annotation, biological process: proteolysis. Bases 359 to 1660 code for a protein of 433 amino acids. Lineage: Eukaryota; Viridiplantae; Streptophyta; Magnoliopsida; Fabales; Fabaceae.
AUUGUCUGGAAGAAAUUAACGUUCUCUCGUUGCUUUCCAAAAGCAGCCAAAGAAGGUUAUGGAAGAAAGAGCACACGUCGGGACUGGGGACUGGGUACGGGGGAUAAGCCAUAAGCCGCUGAUAUUUAUUGCUAAAACAUUAAAAUAUAAUUUCUUGAUUGCCAAUCAGAUUUAGUCAUUUGGAGGAGGCGUAUUUGAUCAGAACACGCCGGAAGGGAGGAUCAAGUUCAUCAGCGAACGACGAAAAAUAGUAGAAUCAUCAUCUCCCGGGAAAGAGAACAAAAAGAUUUUGCCGGGUAGAUUCCAUUGGUGGGUUUCAUUAACUCGAGCAAUACAAAUCCAGGAAAGGGAAGGAACCAUGAGUGUCACUUCCAUUUUGCUCAGUCUGGUUCUGCUUUUCACUCUUUUCUCUUUCUCUUAUUCCGCGAACGCCUCUGAACUGUUUGAAAGCUGGUGCAAGCAGCAUGGCAAAACCUACUCUUCCGCAGAGGAGAAACUAUACAGGUUCAAAGUAUUCGAGGACAACUAUGCCUAUGUUUCCCAGCACAAUCAAAUGGGCAAUUCCAGUUAUAUGCUGUCCCUCAAUGCCUUCGCUGAUCUCACCCACCAUGAGUUUAAGGCCUCUCGUUUAGGUUUAUCCCCCGCUUUGCUUCGAUUCGACCAUCGAACGCUUCAGCAGCCCGACGACAUUCGCCUCGAGAGUCUUCCUUCUGAGGUUGAUUGGAGAGAGAAAGGGGCGGUAACUCAGGUCAAGGACCAAGGAAGUUGUGGCGCUUGUUGGUCAUUCUCAGCAACAGGAGCUAUUGAAGGUAUAAAUAAGGUUGUUACAGGCUCUCUCGUUAGCCUCUCUGAACAAGAAUUGGUAGAUUGUGAUAGAACCUAUAACACUGGCUGCGAGGGUGGACUCAUGGAUUAUGCUUAUCAGUUUGUCAUUGAUAACCAUGGCAUUGACACAGAGAAGGAUUACCCAUACCAAGGUCGUGAAAGGUCUUGUAUCAAGGAUAAGUUAAAUAGACAUGUUGUUACCAUUGAUGGUUAUACCGAUGUGCCUCCAAAUGACGAGAAGCAACUACAAAAGGCUGUUGCAACCCAGCCUGUUAGUGUUGGCAUAUGUGGGAGUGACAGAGCUUUCCAGUUAUACUCAAAGGGUAUUUUCACCGGCCCAUGUUCAACUUCUUUGGAUCAUGCGGUGUUGAUUGUAGGAUAUGAUUCAGAAAAUGGAGUGGAUUACUGGAUUGUGAAGAAUUCAUGGGGAACUAGUUGGGGAAUGAAUGGUUACAUACACAUUCGACGAAAUACUGGCAACUCCCAAGGGUUAUGUGGAAUCAACACGUUAGCAUCAUAUCCAACCAAGACCAGCCCUAAUCCUCCUACUCCAUCUCCACCAAGUCCUGUUAAAUGUAAUAUCUUCACUUAUUGCGCACAAGGAGAAACCUGUUGCUGUGCAAGACGCUUUUUUGGUAUAUGCAUUUCAUGGAAAUGUUGCGGCUUAUCAUCUGCCGUCUGCUGCAAGGACAAUCGCCAUUGCUGUCCCCAUGACUAUCCUGUAUGUGACAUCAGAAGGGUUCAAUGUCUUAAGAGAAAUGUUAAUAUGACGAGAACAAGGGCACGUGAGAUUGAGGGCCCUUUCCUUAAGCCAAAGGGUUGGAAUUCUCAGUGAGGGGUUCAUGUUCUAUACUUCACGCGUUGUGUUUCAGAACAGCUAUUUAUAUUGCAGCUUAGCCUGGAGUUUGACUGCCGGAAUAUUUGUAUUACCAAAACACUUGUCUGAUGGGGUUGUUUACGCGUCUGCAAUGAAGGAACAUUGAUGGUAUGAGUCAUUUUUCAGAUUGACUUCAUAUCAUUUUAUUCAAUUCAAUAACGAAAAUCAUAUAGGGCAUCUUCCUUUGUAUGCUGGAUGAGAAGAAAAGUGAAUGUAUCUAGUCCAAAAUCUGGUACACAUUCCUUUGGAUUUCUAAUUUCUCUGUUGUUUGGGACAAAAUAUCUGGACUUUUAAUUGGUGCUGCAUAUUUGGUAAAAAUAUCACAACAAUGAUUAUGAUAUUCAA